Messenger RNA from Impatiens glandulifera, 600 nucleotides. Its product is annotated as E3 ubiquitin-protein ligase SGR9, amyloplastic-like. Gene Ontology annotation, molecular function: ubiquitin protein ligase activity. The transcript is spliced from 4 exons. The record is from RefSeq and is a predicted model, not a curated record. NCBI's taxonomy places the organism in Eukaryota, Viridiplantae, Streptophyta, Magnoliopsida, Ericales, Balsaminaceae. Bases 1 to 600 code for a protein of 199 amino acids.
AUGGAUAUGAACGGAAGAAAUUCUUUAAACAAUGGUAAUAUUAUCAACAACGAUUCCAGGCCCAUCGAGAGUAGUGCUCCUGCUGCUGCUACUAGACCGUCGUCAUCCAGGCAUAACAGCCGAAAUAAUAAUAAUAAUGCUUCAUAUCUUCCUGCCAUUUAUCAACGUAGUAGAACAAUCACAACUGGAAGAAGGAGAAGGAACCUGCUUGUUAACUCCAUGAUUGAAUCAAAUGCCCCAGCUGCAACUGCUACUACAGAUAUUGUCUUAGGGGAGAAUUUCAUAACUCCUAAUAAUUUUUUUAAUAUGAUGACUCAUGAGGAAAUAUUGAUAAGUCCAAUCGAAGAAGAAGUUGACUAUGAAGCUGGAUUAAACGAAGGAGAGAUUAUGAUGAGCGUUCAUAAACUGAGGCAUUGUCAUUCUUUUUUAAGUGAACAUGAAGGAGAAGUCUGCUCCAUUUGUCAGGAAGAGUUUAACCAAGAAGAGGAUGAUAUAUACAAAUUGAGUUGCAGUCAUAUUUACCAUUUUGAGUGCAUUAAGACAUGGCUCAUGCAAAAGAAUUUUUGCCCAAUUUGUAGAGCACCUGCUAUGUAUUUUUAA